This is a messenger RNA of Oryzias latipes (Japanese medaka), 6793 nucleotides long. NCBI's taxonomy places the organism in Eukaryota, Metazoa, Chordata, Actinopteri, Beloniformes, Adrianichthyidae. The record is from RefSeq and is a predicted model, not a curated record.
GGCUUGUGGUCCACCCAGUUAUUUUUCGUCCGCUCCUGGUUCACAACGAUUUGAAUGUAAAUACUCAGACAUGAAACUUGAGCUGAAUUUUCUUUAUGACCUCCAUCAUGAAAAAAAAAACAGUAUGUUAAAAACCCCAACGACGUCCUUUUCAUCAGAGUGGCUCUUUAAUUGAACGAAUAUUUUGUAAAUAAACAAAAAGUCUGCCUUCUUUUUGAACACGUGGCGAAUGACUGAACAUCCUCCCACAAACCUGUCCACCGGAACACGCGACUUUAGAAGAGUAAUCAGAGUAUUUCUGAGAGUAAUGGGCUGAACUGGUGAAAGGAGCGCGUGCUUGUUAACAGCUGGAGCAGAAAAACGUGCUCGUUUCUAUUUUAAAUGUGAGUUAGAAGCUGGAGGCCGCGUGAAGCUCCACGAUGCCCUCGCGUGGAGCAGCUUCAUCACCGGCUCCGUGGAGGAUGCGCGUUGCAGAUGUGCGUGACGCGGCUGCGGAGCGCGCAGCUCUCAGUCAGCGCUGACGUCGUGUCUCUGUAACGGAGGGCUUCUCGGGACGGGGAGGAGGGGGGGAGCGGGUUCAGUGAGUUCAUUGGGUUCAUUCUUGCCAGCACGGAUCUGAUCGCCGCCGUUAACGAGCCGCUGCGGCGCGGACAGCGGACGGACGAUGGAGGGAGGGGUACAGCCGACACGGCCGCACGGUCCAGCUUCACUUAAGCGCGGAGAAGUGAGCGCAUGAGUCCGAGGAAGCAGCCAUUUGCAGGUGAACGUGCAGCAGCCGCUCCGCCUCUGGAAUGGAGAACCCGCUUUGUUCUGCGGUCUGACGGCGGAACCGAACCAUGAUGGCCGAUGGAUUCUGCAGGGGCUCGGACAGGAGCAGGGCGAAGCCUUCGGCCGAGCCUGUGCCUAGGCAGGGUUACCCUGGGCCGUUCAUGCCGGCUGCGGCGCAGCAGCAGCAGCAGCAGCAGCAGCAGGGGACCGACAUCCAGGAGCUGGCCUCGAAGCGCGUCGACAUCCAGAAGAAGCGCUUCUACCUGGACGUGAAGCAGAGCGUGCGCGGCCGCUUCCUGAAGAUAGCCGAGGUGUGGAUCGGGAGAGGCCGCCACGACAACGUGAGGAAGAGCAAGCUGACGCUGUCCAUGUCCACGGCCCCCGCUCUGCGCUACUGUCUGGGAGACUUCAUCGAUUAUUACGCGCGCAUCGGGCUGCGCGGGCUGGCGGAGGAGCACGGAGAGCGCCGCCGGAAGGCGCCGGAGCAGCCCGCAGCGCUGUCCCCCGUGGGCUCCACGGGUUCCGACGAGCACGGACACCGCGUCCUGAAGAGCGAGUUCAUCGAGAGGGACAACAGGAAGUACUUUCUGGACCUUAAGGAGAACCAGCGGGGCCGCUUCCUGCGCAUCCGGCAGACCGUGGGCCGGGGCCACGGCACAAUGGGGUACUACGGCCAGGGCAUCGAGCAGACCAUCGUGCUGCCCGCGCAGGGGCUCAUCGAGUUCAGGGACGCCCUGUCGCAGCUCAUCGAGGAUUUUGGCAGCGAGGAGGCGGACGAGCACGGCCGCGCGUCCUCCCGCUGCCGCGCGCACAGCCCCGAGCUCCCGGAGGCUGCGUCCUUCCGCGUGGACAACAAGAGGUUCUACUUCGACGUGGGCUCGAACCGCUAUGGCGUGUUCCUGAAAAUUAGCGAGGUCCGACAGCCUUACCGGAACACCAUCACGGUUCCGCUGAAGGCCUGGGCUCGGUUCGGAGAGAACUUCAUCCGUUACGAGGAGGAGAUGCGCCGCAUCUUCUCCUGCAGCAAGGAGGGAGGAGCGGAAGCAGCCCGGCGGGACAGCACGGAGCAUGAGGACUGACGUCAGGCGCGGGUAGCGCGCGCCGCCGUCAACACGCCUUUGGACCGCGCCGCUGAGUCGUGAACCGUCCAGGUCAAACCUGCCAAGAAUAUCCAUCCGUCCACGGCCUUAACACCCCCCCCAACCCCCCCCCAGCCACUCCGCGCGCCUCAGCCCGUUCUGCACUGGGCCAGGUAGGGCUCUGCAGGCCACGCCCCCUCUUUGCUGUCCAGGAUGUGCUGAACAUAUCGUGUGAAGUUUAGUCCUUAGUUUUCCUUAAAAAACGAUUAAAAAGUUAAUGAAGACAAUCCCAAAAUGAUGACCCACUUUAAGAAUUUCCAAUGAGGGGGGACUGAUAGGGUUUUGGAGUCCCUUCGUCCCCCACGAACCCCUCCCUCGGAUGUGAACGUGGCCUGAACACUGAGGGCAACAACACCUGAGCUCCGUUCUGUUGAUGUGAAGGUGGAAGUAUUACCCAUCAGUCAUUCUGGAGGGUUUCUCCUUUUUUGUGUUUCCUAAAAGUCUCUGGGAACGGUGGGGGGGGGGGGGGGGGGGGGGGUCCAUCUCUAGGAAUUUACCUGGAGGUCGUGGUCAGGCGUCUGUUCUCUGCUGCUCAGGCUUUCGGGCUUGGGGGAAAGUUCAGGGCUGUGGUAGGUCUGCAAGUCUACAGGUCUGCAAGUCUACAGGUCUGCAAGUCUACAGGUCUGUAAGUCUACAGGUCUGCUAGUCUACAGGUCUGCAAGUCUACAGGUCUGCUAGUCUACAGGUCUGCUAGUCUACAGGUCUGCAAGUCUACAGGUCUGCUAGUCUACAGGUCUGUAAGUCUACAGGUCUGCAAGUCUACAGGUCUGCUAGUCUACAGGUCUGCAAGUCUACAGGUCUGUAAGUCUACAGGUCUGCUAGUCUACAGGUCUGCAAGUCUACAGGUCUGUAAGUCUACAGGUCUGCAAGUCUACAGGUCUGCAAGUCUACAGGUCUGCAAGUCUACAGGUCUGCAAGUCUACAGGUCUGCUAGUCUACAGGUCUGCAAGUCUACAGGUCUGUAAGUCUACAGGUCUGCUAGUCUACAGGUCUGCAAGUCUACAGGUCUGCUAGUCUACAGGUCUGCUAGUCUACAGGUCUGCAAGUCUACAGGUCUGCUAGUCUACAGGUCUGUAAUCUACAGGUCUGCUAGUCUACAGGUCUGCUAGUCUACAGGUCUGCUAGUCUACAGGUCUGCUAGUCUACAGGUCUGCAAGUCUACAGGUCUGCUAGUCUACAGGUCUGCUAGUCUACAGGUCUGCAAGUCUACAGGUCUGCUAGUCUACAGGUCUGUAAUCUACAGGUCUGCUAGUCUACAGGUCUGCUAGUCUACAGGUCUGCAAGUCUACAGGUCUGUAAGUCUACAGGUCUGCUAGUCUACAGGUCUGCAAGUCUACAGGUCUGUAAGUCUACAGGUCUGCAAGUCUACAGGUCUGCAAGUCUACAGGUCUGCAAGUCUACAGGUCUGCUAGUCUACAGGUCUGCAAGUCUACAGGUCUGUAAGUCUACAGGUCUGCUAGUCUACAGGUCUGCAAGUCUACAGGUCUGCUAGUCUACAGGUCUGCUAGUCUACAGGUCUGCAAGUCUACAGGUCUGCUAGUCUACAGGUCUGUAAUCUACAGGUCUGCUAGUCUACAGGUCUGCUAGUCUACAGGUCUGCUAGUCUACAGGUCUGGAAGUCGGCAGAUCUGCAGCUUUCACGUCAGAUACACUGAUGGUGUGUUUCUGUAGCUCCUGACACCAUCAGGCAGGAACCAGUGCCAUCCCCAACUGGGUUUGGAACCAGCAUCUUUUGAUCCACGAUGCAGUUUUAGCUUCCGCCUGUGGGGUCUGGAACAUCUCAGCUGGUGGUGGGCCUCAGAUGUCAUAGUACCUGGGGUUUAAUCGCGGUUCUGACUUAAGGCUCAGCAGGUCAAAUCCACCUGACUGCUUCAGGAUUGGGGUGGACCGGUCCUGAUCUGGUAUCUGCCAAUACUCCCCUCACACAGUGUUUCUUGUGUCCUUUCUGAUCUGGAUCAAGAUGUGUGGCAUGUCCAUUCAUUCCCAGUGAACAGAACCACUGGGUUAACAUGGUUAGAAUAGUGACCUGGUUACUCUGCACAGGGGUCUGGAUCAGCGCCACACAGACGGGUUGUUUGCACAAAUGUUGCACAGAAGUUAAGACUUAUUGUGACCUGGUCGGCAGUCUGGACUGUCUUUAAAGCUGUUGGUUCUGAGUCACAUUUACCAGUGCGGGUCAGGCUGGGUCCGAAAUAUAACUGCUGAGUGUUGGACUUUAGAGCAGCAGAAUGUGAACAGUAACCUCCAUUUGGUGACUGGACCGACCAGACAGGUUUUUCCCCAAUUCCGUCCUGACUCACCUUCUUCAUGUACCCAUUAGCACGAGCUGCCGGUACCAAACUCCAGCAGAGCGGUCCAGACUGGUUACUUUGGUUCCUGGUUAUAAUGUGCUGUGAUUUGGUGGAAAAAAAGUUCCCAAACUGAACAGAUUGGUUUGUCUGGUGUUCAGCAAGCGAAGCAGCUCAAAGCCUCUCACUGUCGCUGGAGCCUAUCCUAGCCCUGUUGGACAAAGGCGGGGUACCGUUUGAACGGGUCCCCAGUCCAUUGCAGGGUUAUCUCAAACACUUGAUGGUCAAUGUGCAGGACAUAAUAAACAGUUCAGAACCUGAAACAAUGGAGUUUAGUGGACUGACACAAUCGGUACACGAGAGCAGAACCUCAUAGAUGCAGUUUGGGUGGAGCUGGACCUUCGUGCUCUUCUGAACACGACCAGUUCUGCUGACUGAUGCAUCAGGGGAACAAACAGGGUUUGGUGGGUCAGAGUUGUUUGAGUUAAGCUCUGAGGAAGACACUUUUUCUAAUGAGGAAGAUGACGGACUUCAGAGCAGGAAGAGCCUGUGGGGCGGAGCUUGAGCACUGACGGUUUAUUGAUAAACAUCACGUUUAUCAUUGAAAGCACAACUUCCAUGACCAUGGUGGUGGAGUUUCAAGUGUGUGGGAGCUUCUCAAGGGACAGGUGUGUGUUUGCUAGGGAAGGGGGCGGGGCUUUAGACUGUCACACUUCAAAAUAAAAGCACUUUAAAACAAGGCACUUUGACCAGAAGGACUCUCCAUCUUAGAGUGCACGGUGACAAUCACGGAUGCGGGGUCGCUCAGGGUCCGUCAUCAUUUCCAUGUGUGCAGCAGACCACAUAAGACUCAUGAAACCCCAGAGGGUGAACGGAUCCGUUUGACCCGAACCAAGUCUAGGUGAAGUCUGAGGCGGAAACCCAGCCCACAGUUACCUUUAGGUGAACCUGAGUGAGAGACGAGCACAGCGGCGUGCGCGCUGGCAGGGGUCACACGCAGCUCGGAGCUCAGGCGGUCGUCUGCUGAGAGCUGCUCUGAAACCAGGAAAACCCAAAAAAGGAAGCACAGAACCGCUUCUGAUUCUUCCCCCCUUAUCACAGUUUCUGUGCACAGAGGCUCGUGCGUCAGUCAGGUGUGCCCGCCCGCCGUCCAGCCCCCACAUGAAGUGGUGGCGGUCACAUCGGGGAUGAAACAUUCCUCCUUGUCCUCCUCCUUAGGGUUCGGGCUGAAUUUGUCUCAGACACUUUCAGCUGAAACGGUUUGUUGUUUGGAAUUGGAACCAACUGCAGCAUCUCUGCUGGAAACGGAAACAACCGGACUAAACCCAAAAAUCAUGGUAGCGCGAAAAAUCUGUCUGUGUUUCGGAAGUUUGAAAGGGUCAAACCCAAACCUAAAAACCUUCAGAGGCUGGUCCAGAUCAUCUGGAAUCUGAGAAUGUCCCCAUUUAUUCUUCAAACAUUCACAGAUCCAACAGGUUUAUUGAGUCUGCUUUAAACUUAGGAGGGGAGGGGCUCGGGAUUUUUUUUUCCGAACUGCUGAUCACGCUCAGUCUGGGAUUACCCAAAAACUUUUCUCUAUAAUCUGUUGCAGGAAAAUAUUCAAACCCAGUUUAGAUAAACGGUUCUUAGAAAUCUGAUGGUUGAAACCAAACUCUAAAAGAACUAACUAGAACUUUCAAACCGGACAGAAGUGUCUUGGUUAACGCCUCCCAGCCCCGGUCUCUGUUCUUGUUUCCCUUGAAGUAAAAGAGUGAGGUGGGUCCUGUGUGUUCGGCACGCUCAUGCACGUUCGUGCACGCUGAGAGGUGUCAGUGCUGUGUGGUGUGUUGCCUUCAGUGUUGCACUGGCAGACGUGGAGAGUUUGCAUUCUGCCUAAAAUGAACUGAAAUGUGAUUUCCAUUCGUGUGGUUUGCUGGUGUGCUUCGUAGUCCCGUGAAGUAAGACUUAUGAAACAGAGAAAUGUUGUACUCUAGCACUUUCUUUAACGUGUACUGUAUCGAGCUCAUCUCCAUGUAAAGUACUGUAUGACUAUUCAUGACUUGCCUUGUUGAAAUGAUGAUAUAUUUAGACACGGUAAACAGGAGCAGAGUUCAAAGUGUGUGCAUGCUUGUAGUUGGGUGCCAGUAUAAUAGGGUCAAUAUGAAAAUGGUGCUAUGUAAUAAAGGUGCUUCAAUGGACCCCAGAUGAAUGCAUGUCAACCAGGAUCUAUAAAGAGAAGACACCGGGUGUCCCACUGCGUCCCAAACAAAUCCACCUCAAUUUGAACGCAGAAUUCAUGCUCAGAGGCUCGGCGGUGCCCCCCCUCAUCACCACCACGACUGUUCUACAAGCCAGAAACGACGUCUGCCGUGAGACGUUCAGAGGACCGUGCAGGCAGCCAUGGCAGCUCUGCGCUCAAACACUGCAGCAGACGUCAGCGGGGCCGGCCUGAAGGACCAGACGUUCCCGCGCAGAGGUCAUCUUUCAUGCAGCAGUUAUGAUGCCGCCAACGUCUCGGUCGGUCUGAAUCCACGCUGGAAGCUGCUGGUUGUUCUGGUCCAUGCUCUUUUUAUGGUUUUCAUUAAAUGUUUUCAGGAUGACAGAAGCUCUCCUUCUUCA